This is a messenger RNA of Periconia digitata, 1539 nucleotides long. NCBI's taxonomy places the organism in Eukaryota, Fungi, Ascomycota, Dothideomycetes, Pleosporales, Periconiaceae. The record is from the annotation of a GenBank genome assembly.
AAACGCGCCCGCUGCCGAAGCGUCAUGGCCGCCCACGAAUUGCCUCGCUCCUCGUCUUUGGCGCUGGUAGGGCGUGCGACUUCGGAGGACCCUUGUUUCCACUCGUCGUCAUCCACAGACCAGAAACCAGCAUUGCAACUUCAUCAUGCUUCGUGCCAUCGUUUACUUUGCAGCUUCGACGCUGCGGUCAACUCUCCUCGAGCGCAGCAAUGUUUGACCCGUGCUAAAAAUGUACAUAUGCUAAGACGAGAUGAUCCCCCCGCUACUGACCAUAGCUUAUAACCCACCGCUACGUCACAAAGAUGGAACAUUAUUAUUACACAUCUUCACCACCAACCAUCUCCUCGCCCGCUCAACUUCUACUCCCCUCCUGCAAAACCAUUCACCCGCCUAAUCAUCUCAACAACAGCCAAGUUCAAAACUACCGUCAUGUCUCUCGAUUGGACCUCCCUGCAAACUAUUCCCAGAAGCUAUGCCUCCUGCUCGUUAGGGAACCCCACGAACCCUCCUCCCCUCCUCGACCGCCUUGAUGCCAUUUCCGCUGCAGGCUUCACAGCCAUUGAACUGUCCUUCCCAGACAUCUUGUCCUACGGCGCGACUGUGCUCGGCCGCAGUCCAGACCCCAAGAACUAUGACCAACUCUGUGAUGUCGCCUCGGCCAUCAAGUCGGAAUGCGACAAACGAAACAUGCACGUCAUGAUGCUACAACCCUUCUCCAACUUCGAGGGCUGGAAGGACGGCGCACAAAACGCUGAUGGCGUUGACGGCAGGGCCGAUGCGUUUGAGCGUGUCAACGGCUGGUUGCGCAUCAUGAAGGCAGCUGGAACUGAUAUGCUGCAGGUCGGCAGCUCGGAUACCCCACUCGAGAAGCUGGACCUGAAUCGCGUCGUCCCCGACCUACAGCAACUAUGCGACAUGUUGAAGGAGCACGGCUUCAAAGUCGCCUACGAGAAUUGGUGUUGGUCAACCCAUGCACCCGACUGGAAAGACGUAUGGAGGAUCGUGAAGGAGGUGGACAGGGAUAAUAUCGGGCUGUGUUUGGAUACUUUCCAAACAGCGGGAGGCGAGUGGGCGGAUCCCACCACGGAAUCUGGUCUCCUGGAAGACGUAUCCAAGAUUGAGUUGAUUGAAAGGUUCCAGCAGAGUUUGGACGAUCUCAAAUUCACGAUACCGGGCGAUAAGAUUUACCUCUUGCAGAUCAGCGAUGGUUACCAGGUCCCGGAACCGCUCUCAAAGGGACCGGAUGAAUCUGGCACAAAUCCUAGGGGUAGGUGGAGUUCCGAUCGGAGGCCUCUACCUUACAACGGCGGAUACCUACCAGUUGUUGAUGUCACAACUGCAGUAUUGCGUACUGGCUUCAGAGGUUGGUUCAGUUACGAGGUUUUCGAUGCAGGUGCAGAAGGUAAAGGCAGAAAUGUCGACAUAGUGGCUUAUGCGAAAGCUGCCAGUAACGUCCACAAUAGACUGCUGGCCGAGUGCUCUGGCAAAAAGUUUCCCGUAACCCACGACCAUGGCACAAGGAUCACAGAUAGAGAAUAA